AUGAGCCAAUCAAAUGUGAGCCUUCAAUUGGAAAGAGUCUACAAUGAGCAACGUAAAGCCGCCACCCUUGCCUCCACAGCCACUGGAUUCAUAAUGUCAAUUUGCUUCUUUGGCCUUCCCCUCAUGUGGUCUGGAUUCUUCAAAGUGAUGCAAGUCCCAGCCGCCAUUGUUUGCUCAAAUGAUCCAUGGAGCGGAAUUACUGAUCUUUGA
Caenorhabditis briggsae is the source of this 210-nucleotide messenger RNA. Bases 1 to 210 code for a protein of 69 amino acids. NCBI's taxonomy places the organism in Eukaryota, Metazoa, Nematoda, Chromadorea, Rhabditida, Rhabditidae. The transcript is spliced from 2 exons. The record is from RefSeq and is a predicted model, not a curated record.